Molecule: messenger RNA, 1296 nt
Organism: Linum trigynum
Lineage: Eukaryota; Viridiplantae; Streptophyta; Magnoliopsida; Malpighiales; Linaceae
Source: the annotation of a GenBank genome assembly
UCCUCUAGAGCAAAAAGUGAAAGGAGGUCUCGAAAAUGAAAGCGGUGGUGAUCACAUCUCCCGGCGGCCCGGAGGUCCUGCAACUCCAUCAAGUCGACGAUCCACAGAUCAAAGACGACGAAGUUCUGAUCAAGGUCGCCGCCACCGCCAUCAACCGCGCCGAUACCAUCCAGCGACAGGGGAAGUACCCUCCGCCCAAGGGCGCCAGCGAGUACCUCGGCCUCGAAUGCUCCGGCACCGUCGAAGCCGUCGGUAGCCGCGUUUCCCGAUGGAAAAUCGGCGAUCAGGUGUGUGCUCUCCUCAGCGGCGGUGGUUACGCGGAGAAAGUGGCGGUUCCGGAGGCGCAAGUUCUCCCCGUACCCCAGGGCAUCUCUUUGACCGACGCCGCCGCUUUCCCGGAAGUCGCGUGUACUGUCUGGUCAACGAUUUUCAUGACCAGCCGGCUCUCUCCCGGCGAAACGCUUCUGGUUCACGGCGGCUCGAGCGGUAUUGGGACGUUUGCGAUUCAGAUAGCGCAACAUAUAGGGAUUCGAGUUUUCAUCACUGCAGGGAGUAAGGAGAAGUUAGAGGCAUGCAGAGAUCUCGGAGCUGAUGUUUGCAUCAACUACAAGACCGAGGAUUUCGUGGCUCGAGUGAAGGAGGAAACUGAUGGAAAAGGAGUUGAUGUAAUUCUGGAUUGCCUUGGAGCGUCCUACUUCCAGCGAAACCUCGACAGCUUGAACUUCGAUGGCAGGCUGUUUAUCAUCGGAAUGAUGGGCGGAACCAAGACAGAGAUGAACCUGCCUACUCUUUUUGCAAAGCGCCUCACGGUGCAAGCUGCUGGUUUGAGAUACAGAACUGCAGAGAACAAAGCUGCAAUUGUGAACGAGGUGGAGAAGAAUGUGUGGCCGGCAAUCGCUGCAGGGAAAGUCAAGCCUAUUGUGUACAAGGUCUUUCCUUUCUCUGAGGCAGCCGACGCUCAUAAGCUGAUCGAGAGUAGCCAGCAUAUCGGCAAGAUCCUCCUUGUUCCAUCCUAACUCCCAAGGCAUUUCGUUCUAUAGGAAAUAGGAAUAUGAACUGAGCAGGCUAGUGGGAUUUGUGCAAACUGAUGUUUCGUCAUUGGUAGUCCAGUUGGUGUAGCAGUACUGUGUUUCUCCCUGAGGUAGCCGAGGCUCAUAAACUGAUUGAGAGCAGCCAGCAUACCGGCAAGAUCCUCCUUGUGCCCUCCUAAUGCUUGUUGCAUUCCUUGCUUGUUCGUUUGGGACAUUGGAGACACCAACGAGCUAUGAAGUCGUGCAAUCAAUAAGAAUGGCUUGC